Messenger RNA from Triticum aestivum (bread wheat), 456 nucleotides. RefSeq lists its product as uncharacterized. The transcript has 3 exons. The coding region runs from base 88 to 456 and encodes 122 amino acids. The record is from RefSeq and is a predicted model, not a curated record. NCBI's taxonomy places the organism in Eukaryota, Viridiplantae, Streptophyta, Magnoliopsida, Poales, Poaceae.
CCAUCGAUCAAAUGACCAAUGAUGCAGUUCUCCGACAAAUGACCAAUGAUGCAGUUCUCCGACAAAUGACCAUCGAUCAAAUGACCAAUGAUGCGGUUCUCCGAUAGCUUCGAUGUCGUGCUGUUCCACUAUGAUGGCCGCACGACGGAGUGGGACGAAGAGUUCGCGUGGUCGAAGAAGGUCGCCCAUGUCAGCGCCAGGAAGCAGACCAAAUGGUGGUUCGCCAAGAGGUUCCUGCACCCGAGCGUGGUGGCGCCCUACGACUACGUGUUCGUGUGGGACGAGGACCUCGGCGUCGACAACUUCGCUGCAGAACCGUACCUUGACCUCGUGAGGAGGCACGGGCUGGAGAUCUCGCAGCCGGGGCUGGACGCAACCAAGGGGCCGGCGCCGAUGUACGGCAUCACCGCCAGGAGAAAACGGCAGCGAGAUGCACAAGUAAGCGCGCCGCCAUGA